AUGGUUCUUUUGAAAAGUCUCAUAUUCGCUGGCCUUGCCACAGUAGCAACAGCCUCCUCUGCCGUCAUCGAUUUAAUACCAUCAAAUUUCGAUCAAUUUGCCUUCGAGGGCAAACCAGCAUUGGUUGAAUUCUUUGCACCAUGGUGCGGACAUUGCAAAACCCUUGCACCAGUUUACGAGCAGCUUGCCCAAGACUUUGCAUUUGCAAAGGAUAAGAUCACAAUUGCGAAAGUCGAUGCUGAUGCCGAGAAGAGCUUGGGAAAGAAAUUCGGUGUCCAAGGUUUCCCAACUAUCAAAUAUUUCGAUGGAAAAAGCAAGACCCCAGAGGAUUACAAUGGAGGUAGAGAUAUCGAAAGCUUGACGGAAUUUAUCACCAAGAAGACUGGCACCAAGGCUAAGAAGGCGAAGGCUGCCCCAAGUGCUGUUGAGAUGUUGACCGAUAAGUCAUUCAAGGAACAGGUUGGUAGUGAUAAGGAUGUUAUUGUUGCUUUCACUGCACCAUGGUGUGGCCACUGCAAGACUUUGGCACCAAUCUGGGAGAAGGUUGCUCAAGAUUUCGCCAAUGAACCCAAUGUCGUCAUUGCUAAGGUCGAUGCCGAAGCAGAAAAUUCCAAGGCCACAGCCAAGGACCAAGGUGUUAGCUCUUACCCAACCAUCAAAUUCUUUCCUAAGGGAAGCACCGAAGCCGAAACAUACUCCGGUGGACGUUCCGAGAAGGAUCUCGUCGAAUUCAUGAACAGCAAGGCCGGCACACACCGUGCUGUUGGUGGUGGACUGGAUGCUACUGCCGGUACCAUUGAGGCUUUGGAUACCCUUGUCAACAAAUUCACCGGUGGUUCAAGCAUCGCUGAAGUUGCCGCUGAGGCUAUCAAGGCUGCUCAAGAAUACAAGGAGGGUGCUCAAUACAAGUACGCUGAGUACUAUGUCAAGGUCUUUGACAAGUUAAGCAAGAGUGACAUCUAUGCUGCCAAGGAGCUUGCCAGAUUGGAUGGUAUCAUCAAGAAGGGAGGUUUGGCACCAGAGAAGUUGGAUGAGUUUACUACCAAGACCAACAUCUUGAGAAGAUUCAUCGAGAAGGCAACCGGAAAGUCUGAAUUGUAA
Molecule: messenger RNA, 1101 nt
Organism: Sclerotinia borealis F-4128
Lineage: Eukaryota; Fungi; Ascomycota; Leotiomycetes; Helotiales; Sclerotiniaceae
Source: the annotation of a GenBank genome assembly